Molecule: messenger RNA, 2742 nt
Organism: Biomphalaria glabrata
Lineage: Eukaryota; Metazoa; Mollusca; Gastropoda; Planorbidae
Product: G-protein coupled receptor 26-like
Exons: 2
Coding region: 284-1987 (567 amino acids)
Biological process (GO): G protein-coupled receptor signaling pathway
Cellular component (GO): membrane
Molecular function (GO): G protein-coupled receptor activity
Source: RefSeq, a predicted model, not a curated record
UUGAAUAAUGUGCUGUGUAUCGGAUCCUUCCCGGACCCUCGUGUAACUGAUUGCACGUACUUGCUAGAUCCUUUCAUGUCACUCAAAUCAAACCUUUUUUUUUCCCGUUCGAUUACCGCCAUUAACCUAGUUUGUAGUUUCUAGAACUGUGCGUUCUAUGGACUACUGAAAAGGUGGGAGUGAGUUAGUAGUGAGGACACUGUAUUGACACAGACUUAGUAUGUGUGUAUGAUUUGCUGCUGUCAGAGAUAGUUUGGUACCAAUACUUCAGUCCUAGUUGCAAAUGUCAGGUGAAGCACCAGGAGAGACAAGCCCAAGAUACUCUGUCAACAAUGUAGCAACUUGGCAUCUAGAAAAGUCAAUUCAUGUAGACCUUAAGGAAGAAAUGGAGUCCAAUUCACCAGGAUCUAACGUCACAGUGCUGUCUGAUGAAUCAUCUAGAACACCCAGGCUCGUCUUCCUUGUGAUAUUGUUCAUCACCGCCUUUCUCUGGAGUCUGCUUAUCAUAAUCGCAUUCGUGCAGAACCUAAAGCUUCGCACUGUUCAGAACAUCCUUAUUGCCAACGUGUGCGCGCUCUGCAUCGCCGACUGUGUGGUUAACAUGUCCGUGGUUUUUGGUGCUCUUGUCAAGGAUGGGUGGAUAUACGGUGAUCUCAUGUGCAAGAUCAACAAUUUUUUCAUGCAGCUGGUGACGGGCGAGGUUCUGCUUCUUCUGACGAUGAUGACCGUUCAUCGUUAUUUCACGCUUUGGUUGCCUAUAAGAUAUGAAGCUUGGAUGUCCUCGCGCCGAGUGUACGCUCUCAUCGUUUAUUUGUGGUUGCACUGUUUAUCUUUUACUCUGCCACUUUUAACUGAAGCCGCAGAGGCGAAAUUCCGAUCUAGGUUACAUCUGUGUACACUGGCAAGUAGAUCCUCCACAGGCUUCAUCUACUCUAUGCUGUCAUUUUGUUAUCUGGCGCCAAUCGUAGUCUGUAUUGUCUUUCACGUCAUGAACUUGAAGCUCUCGCGGCAACUUACUUCGUCGGUUGUGUCCGAAACUGCUAAAGAAAGUUACUCAAGGAUUAUCAAAGACAAUCCUUCAUCACCUCAAGUUGAGAGAUCGUCCAACUACUCUGUAUAUGUCAGUAUUACGUGGCUCGUCCUAGAGAUGCCUUUUGUUAUUACGUCCUACAUAAAAUGUUACGUAGACACUUCGGAUGUAACGGAACACACUUACCCAUGGCAGAUGGAUGCCACUUUUAUUUGGAUGAGAUUUUCAUUCUCUUCAGUGUUUCCCUUUGUCACUUUACUUUGUUGCAAGGAACUGUGGCAGAACGUUAAAGAAUGGGUUCUGUGCAGAAAGAAUAAUGCGAUAUUUUCAUCAGACGAUACCUCGACUAUUUAUGUGCAGAAUGACAUUUCUCACCAUUCCUUGGACAAGGUAUCGUCACCGAAAUAUUACAAUGGGAGUGAUAAAGACAAGUCGCCCAAUCCGUUUAAUGUCCCUGUACUUUUCGCUACAUCUACUGGCAUCUAUAUCGCGGACUCGAAUUAUAGCACCGAGAAGGAUAGUCAGUGCUUGACAUCAACAAGCGAUAUGCUGGAGUUGAAAGGGAAAACUCUUGACAUUAUUUACUCCGAUUAUGAAUACACCAACGAAUUAUUCGAUGACACGAGUGAUUACGAUUCCAGCUGCGAGAUCGAUCCUUAUUCCACAUCACAGCCAGUAUCGACAAAGAAGCACCAAGAGCAGUUUCAGCGAACACGAUCCUUGUCAGAACCUGAGGUGAAUGUUAGGAUGUCUACGGACAGAAAACAAAGAACGUGUCUUUCGGGCACAUCCGGCGCGGAUUCUGGACUUGAUUUAAGUCAGGCUGCUGGCUCUAGUAGCGCGACGAGCAAAUCCUCCAGAUAUUCAUGCGAGAUGUUUGCAGAGAGGCCUCGUGCUUGUGAUUCCAGUCAAGAAAGAAGUCAGCAUGACGAUGGCGAAUCUACACACAAAAGUUAAGCCAAAUAUUUUAAUAGAGAAAGUCUUAUUGUUACCCGCUUAGUCCAGUUAGUGAUAUUAGUAAGUCUAUAAACAAGGGGAUCAUUGUGGACAUAUUGUGAUACACCAAGAGAAUCUUGACUUAUCCACAGGUUUAAAGGAUAAACACUCGACUAAAUGUAUGCUGCAAUUAAUAUUGUUUCAAUAUGUUCAUGAAGCCUAAAAUAUAUUUAUACCUAGGCCUAUCAAUGUUUAAUAUUUUGCCUAAUAAAUUAUGGACUAAUAGACCUAAAAGUGAAUGCUUUUCUUAAUAAGGGCCUAGUGUUGUUUCAGUAACAGAAUGCGUUCUCCUUUUAUCCCAAAUUUACCAUAAGUAGCUGCCUACAAAAAUGACAACAAAAUUCUGUGGAAAGGUUUUAGUAAAAUAUGCGACUUUUUAGACGGGCUUUCAUCCUCUUUUUUUUUUUUUUUUUACAAGCAUUGUUCAUUAUGUAUUAUUUGUACACGAGUUAAUAGGCUACAGUAAAUGCAUUGUUAUAAGUUUAUACAGCACUUACUUUGACAUGAAGAGCGUUCAUUGUUGGUUAAUGAAUAAUAAAUAUCAGAUAAUAUAAAGCAAUGUAGCCUAAGUAUAGCCCGUUUACUGUUACAAAGAGAAGAUCUAGAUUUAAACAUAAUUACAAUUGACAAUAGCCCUAUUCAAUUCGUCAUUUCGUAUUAAGGGAAAAUAAAGGGCACUAAUGCCCCACCACUCUUGUUUUGGCUAUAGGCCUUUA